AUGGGUGGCUUCAGGUUUCACCAGUACCAAGUGGUCGGGAGAGCACUUCCAACUGAGAAAGAUGAGCAUCCCAAGAUCUACCGCAUGAAGCUUUGGGCCACUAACGAGGUCCGUUCAAAAUCGAAGUUCUGGUAUUUCUUGAGGAAGCUGAAAAAGGUCAAGAAAAGCAAUGGACAAAUUCUUGCCAUCAAUGAGAUUUUUGAGAAGAAUCCAACCAAAAUCAAGAACUUUGGAAUAUGGCUGCGAUACCAGAGCAGGACUGGUUAUCACAACAUGUACAAGGAAUACAGGGACACUACCCUGAAUGGUGCUGUUGAGCAGAUGUACACCGAGAUGGCAUCCCGCCACAGGGUUAGGUUUCCAUGCAUCCAAAUCAUCAAGACUGCUACGGUCCCUGCAAAACUUUGCAAGAGAGAAAGUACCAAGCAGUUCCACAAUUCAAAAAUCAAGUUCCCAUUGGUGUUCAAGAAGGUUAGACCCCCAACCAGGAAGCUGAAGACAACAUACAAGGCAUCCAGGCCCAACCUGUUCAUGUAA
Dovyalis caffra is the source of this 537-nucleotide messenger RNA. NCBI's taxonomy places the organism in Eukaryota, Viridiplantae, Streptophyta, Magnoliopsida, Malpighiales, Salicaceae. The record is from the annotation of a GenBank genome assembly.